This is a messenger RNA of Eurytemora carolleeae, 1063 nucleotides long. RefSeq lists its product as uncharacterized. NCBI's taxonomy places the organism in Eukaryota, Metazoa, Arthropoda, Copepoda, Calanoida, Temoridae. The record is from RefSeq and is a predicted model, not a curated record. The transcript has 4 exons. Bases 32 to 409 code for a protein of 125 amino acids.
ACUAAAUGGCUAUUUUCUCUCAUUACCUAGGAUGAACGAAACAACGUAUCAUACUUUAACCAGUGAACUAUCAAGUGCUAUGCAGGAGUUCUUUCAUUAUCUUGAGGUUUUAUUGUCUCCGAAUCAUGCGACCUACGCCAAUCCAAACAACACGUACAGUGCCGGGUAUGUGGAUGGGCCACAGCUUUAUGAUUAUAUAUUUCACACUGCUCAAGGAUGGAAUUCUGUAGUUGUAAAUCUGUUCGAGGUUCCCUUCCUCAAAUCUCUGAUCAGUGGUGAGGGUACGGAAGAGGUGGCUGAAACAAACUCUACCAGUGGGAAAGGCGUGAGAACUACUAGUCGGCUGGUCAGCUUGAGCGACCACGAGGCGGUCACCUCUCAUCUUCUGCUCUAUAAAUAUAGAACAUAGAGAAUAGAGAUCAGAUCCAGAUUUUUAUUAUCCGGAUCAAUAUGUUUAUUUUACAAUUCGUAGAAACAUCAAGAUUAUUAACAAUUGACGGCUUACUAACAAUAUAUGUAAAUACCUAAAAUCAUAAAUUUAAAUCUGUAGCAUAAGAUUUAGCACCAAAAUAUUAUAUCGCUUAAAAUUGAUUAUAUAAAAGUAAAUUUUUGUAACUAAAUGUAUAUUAUGAACCACUAUUUACUGUUGAAACACACUUAGAAUAUGUAUUAUAUGUUUUAUAGCACAAUGAUAUUUUAACUUAGAUAAAUUUUAGUUAACAAUGCACUUAUUCUUAGUCUUUCCAUUUACUAAAUUGGGCUCAAUAUUCAAAGAACCAUUGGUUAUUUUUGCUUGGGUUAAAAUGAACUUGGUCUUACAGUUAAAAUUCUGAAAAUUCGCCCUUAACUUUUAAUAACACCUCGCUCAAUUAAGGAGAUGUGAAAACUUUUUCAUACUCAACAAACUGGUGUAACAAUAGAAGAAAAUAAAAUUACUUUAAAAUACUCCCUUCCAGUUUUAAUUCUAUUAUUAAAGCCUCGGGAGAAGAAAAAAACACACAAAUAAGAUAAGAUCCAAUAAGGGAAAUAUAAAGUCAACCGAAAUUUAAUUGAAUGUGAUAAA